CGUUCAGUAACAUUUCGCGCGCAAUUUGACUCGCGGGAAAAGUGACAGUUGUCAUUUUUUUUAAUUAAAAAGUGUUCAACGGUCUGUGACAAAAAUUGAGUUUUCUAAAUGUGAUGCAAUUCAUCGAAAAUGUCAAUUUAUGGUAAACUUGUUCAAAUAAUAUUGAUCAGUGUUUAAUAAUCAAGGUACCAAAAUGGCGGAUGGCUUAGAAUCUGGUGCAGGUCUAGCCUGGAGGCUGUUAGCGACACUAGAAGGUGGUUCUCUUUUUCUGGCAACAUCAGCGCUAAUAGCCUACACUGCGCGAGCGAGGGUAAAAAAACACAAGCGACGACGCAAUGUCAACAGUGUUCUGGUAACAAACACAACAAAUUCUCUAGGCAGAGAAGUGAAACGAAGACUAGAAGCUUGUGGUUGUGUGGUACACACAUACGAGUCGAGUGGCGCGAACAUAUUCGCUAAAGUCGACGCUUUGCUUGUCAUCGGUGCUGAGACACGUCCCGGCUUGGAUGGCAUAGUCGAACUUGUUUCUACUGAUGUUUAUGAUAAUUUGAAGUUAUUGGAAUCCCUGUCACUAAUAGUACAACGUGGGGGCUGCAUUGCCUGGGCAUCAGCUGGUGUAAGAAGUGACACCUUCAGUGAGGCAACACACGCAUUUGACGCGGUCCUUCGUGCUAGUUUAAAAUACGUCUCGAAAAAGGCCCGUUGUGAAGCGAUUUGGAUCGAUCGAGAUGAAUGCGUGGAGCGUGUAGCGGAUAGCGUUAUCGCCACGCUCGUGCCUUGUGACACCAGACAACGCGUACAAACUUAUCCCGUUUACAGGAACAUUGCAGUACAAAUAAGCAAGUUCCUUACAAGAUGGCUGAAGAAAAUCACUUGACUUACCUGAGAUUAAUUUUAUUAUAAUUAUUGUAAAUAAAGUUUUAUAUCAAGUUC
Molecule: messenger RNA, 933 nt
Organism: Pieris brassicae (large cabbage white)
Lineage: Eukaryota; Metazoa; Arthropoda; Insecta; Lepidoptera; Pieridae
Exons: 6
Coding region: 194-877 (227 amino acids)
Source: RefSeq, a predicted model, not a curated record